Acomys russatus (golden spiny mouse) is the source of this 9717-nucleotide messenger RNA. RefSeq names its product biorientation of chromosomes in cell division 1 like 1 (gene Bod1l1). The record is from RefSeq and is a predicted model, not a curated record. The transcript is spliced from 27 exons. Lineage: Eukaryota; Metazoa; Chordata; Mammalia; Rodentia; Muridae. The coding region runs from base 119 to 9229 and encodes 3036 amino acids.
GAUCCGCUUGUUCCGUAACAACAUCCCGUUGGCUUCCUUCAGGCGGCGGGACUCGUGUAGCCGCCUCCCUAGGAGCGCCUGCCCGCCAGGGCUUGCGCGCUCCCCGGCCCGGGCCGCCAUGGCCACCAACCCGCAGCCGCAACCUCCGCCACCCGCGCCUCCGCCGCCGCCGCCGCAGCCACAGCCUCCUCCGCCGCCGCCGGGCCCUGGGGCUGGUCCGGGAGCAAGCGGGCCGGGAGGCGCUGGGGCCGGCUCCGGGGACCCGCAGCUCGUUGCCAUGAUCGUGAACCACCUCAAGAGCCAGGGGCUCUUCGACCAGUUCCGCAGGGACUGCCUGGCGGAUGUAGACACCAAGCCUGCCUAUCAGAAUCUGAGGCAGAGAGUUGACAACUUUGUUGCAAACCAUUUGGCAACUCACACUUGGAGUCCACACCUCAACAAGAACCAACUAAGAAACAAUAUCCGACAGCAAGUCCUGAAAUCAGGAAUGCUGGAGUCUGGUAUCGACCGAAUUAUUUCUCAGGUUGUGGAUCCAAAGAUCAACCACACGUUUAGACCUCAGGUGGAAAAAGCUGUGCAUGAGUUUCUGGCCACAUUAAAUCACAAAGAGGAAGCAACUGGCAGCACAGCUCCUGACGAUGAGAAGCCUGACUCUUCCGUCAUUACCCAAGGUGCUCCCGCUCCUGGGCCCAGUGCUAAUGUAGCGAGUGAUGCCAUGUCAAUCUUGGAAACCAUAACUUCUCUUAACCAAGAAGCUAACGCUGCUAGAGCUUCAACAGAAAUGUCAAAUGCCAAGGCCAGCGAGAGAGUGUCCAGAAAACUCUCCUCUCAGCCGAGCACUGACAUCAGCACAGACAAGGAGAGAGCCUCAGAGGAUGGGGCUGAGAGAGAAAAGGCUCCCCCUAAUUCCGGAGGGGAGGGCAUAGAAACUGCACCCAAAUCAGAAGAACCCAGCGAUCUCCCUUGUCCAGUGGAAGAAACUAAAAAUCAUACAAAGGAGAAUAGUAGCUUCCUAUUACAAAGUAAGGAUGCUCAGCAAGAAAGCACUGACCAAAAAAUUAAAUCAAUGGACAAAGGAGAAAAGAAACUGGACAGUAAUGAAAAAGGAGAAAGAAAGAAAGAAAAGAAGGAAAAGACUGAAAAGAAACUUGAUCAUUCCAAAAGGAGUGAAGAUACACAGAAAGCGAAAGAUGAGAAACAGGCAAAGGACAAAGAUGUGGAGAGCACGAAGCUUCCUUCUGAAAGAGUCAACAGCAGAGGCAGGGCUACCGAGGGCCUGAAGGAAGAUUACUCUUUGAUAGAUUCUGAUGUGGAUGGUCUCACUGAUAUCACUGUUAGCUCGGUCCACACCAGCGACCUUUCAUCCUUCGAAGAAGACACAGAGGAGGAAGUUGUUAUGUCUGAUAGCAUGGAAGAAGGAGAGAUUACAUCAGAGGAUGAAGAGAAAAAUAAACAGAAUAAACCAACCAAACAACCCAGCGCGUCUGCUGAGGGGAACGCCAGAAGUGUACGGCAUGCUUACGUGCACAAGCCCUAUCUUUACUCAAAGUACUACAGUGACUCUGAUGAUGAACUCACAGUGGAACAACGGCGGCAGUCCAUCGCUAAAGAAAAAGAAGAGAGAGUUUUAAGAAGACGAAUCAAUAGAGAGAAACUUGAAGAAAAACGAAAACAGAAAGCAGAAAAGACAAAGUCUUCCAAAGCAAAGAGCCAAGGCAAAAGUAAUAUGGACUUGGAAGACUCAUCAACCAAGACUUUGGAGCCCAAAGCCCCAAGAAUUAAAGAAGUCCUUAAAGAACGGAAAGUUUUAGAGAAAAAAGUAGCCUUAAGCAAAAGAAGAAGAAAAGAUUCAAGGAAUGGUGAGGAGAAUUCCAAAAAGAAACCGCAGGCUGACGAGGAAUCCAAGGAAGCCCCCAAAACGAGUGAGCACUGUGAAAAAGAAAAGGCCUCCUCCAAGGACCUGAAGCAUACUCAUGGAAAAGGGGAACCAAGUAAACCUGCCCGGAGGCUUUCCGAGUGCCUGCAUUCAGCUGAUGAAAACAAAACUGAGUUAAAAGUAGAAAGAGAAUAUAAGCGACGCGUAUCUACCCCUGUUGUAAUCGAAGGAGCUCAGGAAGAAACAGAUACAAGAGACGGAAAAAGGCAAGCAGACCGCUCAGAAAUUAAUGUGGAAGAGCUCCAGAAGCAGAAAAGCACCCUUAAGAAUGAAAAAUAUCAAAAGAAAGAUGAUCCUGAAACACAUGGGAAAGGCCUGCCUAAAAAAGAGGCAAAGUCGGCCAGGGAGAAACCUGAAAAAGAGAAGGCUCCAUCUGAAGAAAAGUUGUCUUCAAAACACAGAUAUAAAGGUGAUGGUGUGCAUAAAGUAGGUGAGGAGACUGAACUUCACUCUAAUGAGAAAAGCUUAAAAACAGAGGAAAAUGUUCAGAAGCAAAGUCAACAAACGAAACUUUCUUCAGAUGAUAAAACUGAACGUAAAAGUAAACACAGGAAUGAAAGGAAAUUGUCAGUAUUGGGUAGAGAUGGAAAGCCAGUUUCUGAGUACACUAUAAAAACAGAUGACCAUGCACGUAAAGACAACAAAAAGGAGAAGCAUCCAUUGUCUGAAAAAACCAAGGCCGAGCACAAAUCAAGAAGGUCAAGUGACUCUAAAGUUCAGAAAGAUGCUCUAAGCUCCAAGCAGCACAGUGCCACAUUGCAGAAAAGAAGUGAGAGCUGCUCUGAAGAUAAGGGUGAGACGGGCUCCACUGAUGUCGACAGUGGCUCAAAGCCAGAAGAGCUUCUUCACAGGGAGAGGCGAAGAGCAAAGAGCCUGGUGGAAGACAAGCUUGCGGUAAAGUCUAAAUCAAAAGGUCAAGGCAAACAAAUAAAGCUUUCUGAAACAGAAUCACAAGAAGGUGUCACAAAACAGGUGACAACUCCAAAGCCUGAUAAGGAGAAGAACACAGAAGACAGCGACCCAGAAAGGCAGCGCAAGUCCAAACUUGAAGACAGAUCUUUAGAAGAAUCUGUCAUUGAACCUGCGUUAGAGAGUGCUGUCCCUUCAGCACACAGCGCGCAGAAGGACGCUGGGCACAGAGCUAAGUUAGCCGUGACGAAAGAGAAGCAUAAGACUGAGAAAGACACAACCUCCUCCAAACUCGACAGGAAGUUCUCAGAUGGGCACAAAAGCAGAAGCUUAAAGCACAGUAAUAAAGACAUGAAAAAGAGAGAAGAAAAUAAACCAGAUGACAAGGAUAGUAAAGAAGUUGGCAGCAGUCAUGACAAGGGCAGAGGGAAUGGCUCAGUCAUAGACAAGAAAUUAAGUAGAAGGCUGUCUGAAAACCGAAGAGGAAGCAUGUCACAGGAAAUGUUCAGGGAAGAUAAGUUAGCAGUGAACAUUUCAGGCACUGCCAGUAGUUCCUCUCUGCAGAGACUGAAAAAAAGCAGUGACACCUCGUCAAUGCCUGAACAAGAGCCAAUGGAAGUUGAUUCUGAGGCAGCUGUCGACAAUGUGUCUGAGCUUUCUAAAACCCAGGACAUCAGCAGUAACAGUUCUCAGCAAGACACAGACAGUGAAAAUGUUCCAAAACCUAAAGCUGCUGCUGGAGUUUUAAAGGAUGAGUUAAGAACUUCCAUGGUAGAUUCAAAACCAGCAGCUGUGACCUGUAAAUCAGGGCGUGGACUAGCAGUUACUAGCAACUCUGAAAAGCAUGCUGACCAUAACGGCCCCUUGACCAAGAAGGUGUAUAGCCAAAGUACUGCAUCAAAGCCUACUCCAAGGGAGAGAGAGCCAGGUCAGCGAGGAGCCCAUGAAGUAAAUGUGGACUCUGAAGUGAGUCGGAAAGUCUAUAGGAUCCCAUCAGAAAAUGAGAGGGGACAGAAGAAUUUGAAAGGCAUGUCCAAAGCCACUGAGGAAUGUGGCACUCAAGGCAGUGCUUCUCUUGAGUACUCUACAGACUCUGCCCUCUCGUCAUCCUUAGGCUCUGUGACUGUUGUUUCUCAGAAAGAGUCUCAUGAUUCAAGUCCCAUGCCCAGAGUUGACAGAGAAGCCAUUUCAGAAGGUGGCACAGCCAGUGCCUUUCUUGUAAAUCAUUCCGAUAUCUCUAACCAAAGUUUGACUGUUAAAAAGGCAGAAGUCCAUAAGACAAAUUGCAGCAGAGAAGGUAAUGGUGGCUCCACAGUAGAUACGCCAACAAAAGCAAGCAUCAGUAGCAAAAGGCACCUUUCCGAAGAUAGCCAGGCCACGGUGCUAUAUAGUAAGGAAAGCAAAGCAAGCAUACAUGCUGCUGGCAAGUCAGCGGGCACAACUGGGGAGAAUAAGAGCAUUACCAAACAGAGGGGCUUGAUGGGCAAAGCCAAGAAAGAGAGUGAUCUGGGCGUAGAACCUGAAGUCAAGCAGGACAGUGCUUCAGCUGAGCGUGCUGUGGACCUGAGCACAAGGAAGGAAGCAGACACACUCAGACGGAAGCAUAGUCGAGAUCCAGAGGACAGUAAAAAAGUACCAGCUGAUGUUGAGAAGAAGACUGACAACAAUGAGGUAGACACCAGCGCUAGGCAGGACACUGCCUCUGGGCCACAGCAAAGGCACGGGAAAACAGAGAGGGUGGCCGCUGGGUCUGGUAGGCGUGACAAAGCUUUCAUCGCUACGAGUUCUGAAGGGAAGGACAAAGGCAUCAUGUCCAACCCAAGCAAGGCUGGGGAUGCCACCACCACUUCGUCAGAAGCAGGAGGGAACGGGAUGCCUUUACCUUGUACCAGUAUCGAGGCAGACGAAGGCUUCAUGAUGGGCACAUGCCCUAGAAGCCACAGCGUCCAAGUUGAGGCCGAAGCCAAUGAGUGUACUGUUUUUGCUGCAGCUGAAGAGGGUAGGGGUGUUGUCACAGAAGGAUUAGCUGAAAGUGAGAUUUUGCUCACAAGUUCCAAGGAAGGAGAAAGUGGAGAGUGUGCUGUAGCUGAAUCAGAAGGCAAAGGAGCAGGCCCUUUGACUGCUCAUACAGUUCAAACUGAAGCCAGUGUGAACAGUAUCACAACAGAGGAGAAAGAUGAUGCAGUAACCAGCGCAGGCUCUGAGGAAAAGUGUAAUGGUGCGUCCUGUACAGUUGAGGGGAUUGCUACUUUCAUUGGUGAAGGUGAAAGUGAUGGAGCUGUUACAAGUGCUGGAACAGAAAUAAGAGCAGGGUCUGUGACUAGUGAAGAUGCUGAUGGGUCCCAAGAAAAUAGGGCACGAGUUGGUCCUAAAAAAGAAACAGAAGGCACUGUGACGUGUACUGAAGCCAAAGGAAGAAGUAGUGACUUUACCUUCUGUUUGGUAGCCGGAGUGGGAACCCAAGAGCAACGUGUAGUUACAGGUGCAGAUGUGGUCCAAGUCAAUGAUGAUAAACCCCAAGAGGCCAGUGCCCACCAAGAAGGAGAUGGCUCUGCAAAUGAUGGCACAGAAGGGGAGAGUGCAGUCACCAGCACAGGCAUUACUGAAGAAGACGGUGAAGCAUCUGCAAAUUGCACAGGCUCAGAAGACAACAGGGAAGGCUGUGCCAUAAGUUCUGAAACAGAAGAAAAUUCAGAGAGUGCAAUGGACAGCACAGAGGCCAAAGACAUUACUAAUGUACCUUUGGUGGCUGCUGGUCCCUGUGAUGAUGAAGGUAUUGUGACCAGCACAGGUGCAAAAGAAGAGGACGAUGAGGGGGAAGGGGUUGUAACUAGUACAGGAAGAGGAAAUGAAACUGGACACGCUUCAGCCUGCACAGGGUUAGAAGAAAGUGAAGGGAUGUUGGUCUGUGAGAGUGCAGAGGAGAGUGGUCAGAGUGGCCCUGCGAUGGACCAUGUGGAUGCUGAGGCUGGGGCGACAGCUGUGACUACAGAUGACAGUGAUGUUGAUAGCAUGAGUGCUGCAGAGAAGGACAUCAAAGGCACCGAUGUCGGCUCCAGUGCCAAAGGGAUUGUGGAAAGCAGUGUGACCAGUGCCGUUGCAGGACACAGUGAAGGGCCACCAGUUCUAGGUGGUAGUGAGGGUCCUGUGGCUAAUGCCACUUCUCAUCACAGUGACAGUCAGCUUACUAGGAAAGAAACAGUCGAAGAUACAACUAUUACCACUGGGUUGGUGAGGGGCAGUGAUGAUGUUCUCAUAUCUGGAGCCAUUCCAGAAUGUGAAGUUGGCCACACGUCACCCAGGGGCAAAGGUGAAGGGAUCAUCACUUCUGUGGAAAAUGAAGACUGUGAUGCCCUUAUGGCUUCUACAGCCAGUUCUGAUGUUUCUAACAAGGACAGCUUAGCUGGGAGGAAAAGUCAAGGCAAUGGCUUGAUGAUUUCUACCAGUACAAGUGACUGGACCCCUCAGAUAAGUGCAAUUAUAGAUGUGCGAGGAGAACAUUUGUGUACACUGAGCACUGAAGCAAAUAUGGAAGGCACCAGAAUACGCAUGGAAGGAUUUGAGGCUCCCAUGCCCAGUGCAGUUUCAGGUGAUGAGAGCCAACCCACUGCUAGCAGAAGUGAAGAAAAGGAUGAGUGUGCCAUGAUUUCUACAAGCAUAGGGGAAGAAUUCGAAGUUCCUAUCUCUAGUGCUGUCACCGUCACAUGUGCUGAAGGACAGCAGCCAGUUGCAGCAGUUGAGGAAAGCAUAACAGGUCCAGCCUUGGUCAGCACCCAGGAGUUUGAGGGACCUAUGCCCAGUGCUCCCACUGAAGCUGAAAGCCCUCUUGCCUCAACCAGCAAGGAAGACAAGGAUGAGUGUGCUCUCAUUUCGACCAGCAUAGCAGAGGAGUGUGAAGCCUCUGUCUCUGGUGUAAGUGGAAAUGCAUCGUCUGUUCCAGAUGGGAGUGCAGUUAUCUCAACAAGUUCAGUGGAAGACUGUGAAGGCUCUGUGUCCAGUGCUAUCCCUCAGGGAGCAGCCUGUCCCUCAGUCACACCGGUAGAGGAGAUGGGUGACACUGCCAUGAUUUCCACAAGCACCUCUGAAGGACGGGAAGCUGUCAUGAUUGGUGCUGUCCCUGCAGAUGAAGGCCAGGCCCCUGUGAGAGAGGAAGGUUGGAGUGACACCGCCAUUAUCUCCACCAGUACAGCAGAGUGUGUGCUGACGUGCAGUAGCCCAAGCAGACCUGAAGACGCUCAGCCAGCCACACACAACCCACAGGGAAGCGGUGGGCACUUAGCUACAAAUCAGAGUAAGUGUAGACUACCCAUGGCCAGCCUCGGGGCUGGAAGUAACUGUCAGUGCCCUGGGCCAGUCACGACAGGCAAGGAAGUGGGUCCCUUGAUGGCAGUGAGCACCAGGGGGGAACAUGACAGGCUACCAGCCUGUGAGCCCUCUGUAGGACCAAGCCAACCAAGUACUGCUGUGUCCAUAGGAGAGGAGGAGAGACAUGGCAAGGACUACCCUGGUCAAAACCUCAAUGCAAAAGAAAAGAAUACAUUGCUGAGCUCUGAUCAGAGGGAGAACAGAAGUGCAGAGGCAGAGGCAGCCGGGAACAGUAGCACAGCCAGUGGUAUAGUAAGAAGGGACUCACCGUCUGACAAGCUGUCUCAGACAAACUGUUGUCUGAGAGGACCAGAACAGAAGUCGGCUGAGGACUCCUCUGGCAGUAUUCACUGUCCGGCAGCAGUAAAUGCUGGUGCUAAAACUGACGACAUGCUGCCCAUCACAGGUGCUGCACCAGAGAACCCUUCUGACCAGCAGGGACCCGAGAACAACUUGAAAACCACUACCAAAUGUAUUACAGGCCAAGAGUCAAAAGUGGCUGCUUCACACACAGCAGUAGCUCCAUCUGCUCCAAAACGGGAGCAGCCAUUGACUCCAAAAAGUGACCACAGGGUCACAUGGACUAGUGAAGGGUCUGCCGAGAAAACAGGACAUGGUUGUGCAAGGCAGUCAUUCCACAGGGAAGGAAGUCUUGAUGUCACCGUUCCUCCUGAGAAUAAAGGGUGUGACAUGGGCAAUGAGGAGUUACCACCAACGGGUAUAAGAGGAUUGGAAGUGUCAGCAAACCUAACAACUGAGACUUCUGUACAUUCAAAGGAAGAUAAAAAUCAUGGAGCCGUGGCAGCACCCGAAAGCCCCUGUGUUGGAAGGCCGAGUGGAGAAGCUGGACUACAGACGGAAACUUCAUUGAUGAGUGACUCACCAAAUGUUGAAAACUCAGAGUUAAGAGUCAGUGAAGAAAUUCACUGUGAAUCUCGAAACAAAGAAGAAGCACUCGGUGGUAGAAAAGACAGCACGGAAGCCCCAAGUGGUUGCAGCUUUGAAGCAGAUCCUGAGGAGGUCGAAGAGGAAGAAAGAGACAUAUCUAAAAGAAACAGAAAGCAGCAUUACCCUUCCUCAGAAGACGAGCUAGAUGAUAGCCCCGAUGUCCUGGAUUCCAGAAUAGAAUCAGCACAGACACAGUACUCAGGGACUGAGCCACAUGACACAAAGGAAGAGAACUCUGGAGAUCUGGAGGAAUUCUCUAGAAUAAGUUCAAAGACAAACAACGCUGCCUUGGAAGACCGGGAUGACUUCAGCAGCAGCGAGGGUGCGGGUGAAAAGACUGAGCUGAAUGAAGAUGACAGCAUCAAGUCACAGGAGGAUGGCCAGCCAAUAAUUAUUAAAAGGAAAAGAGGAAGACCUCGCAAAUACCCAGCAGAAACAGCCUUGAAAUCAAAAGAAGACUCCAAAACAGAGACUAGCAUUACCACUGUAGAACAAUCUCCACCUAGCAGCAAACCGAAAGCCAGCCAAGCAGAUGAAUUCAAUAAAGAAACAGCCAACCUACAAGAGAAAAGUACAAGCAAUGAUGGCAGUGAAGAAAAGGCAGCGAGUGUGCGUCGAAGAGGAAGAAAGCCCAAACGCUCGCUGACUUCAUCAGACGACGCUGAAUCCUCAGAGCCAGAAAGAAAGCGCCAAAAAUCAGUUUCUGAAACAUCUGAGGACAAAAAAGAUCAGGAGUCUGAUGAGGAGGAAGAGGAGGAGGAGGAGCCCUUGGGAGCCACCACCAGAUCAACCACUAGACCAGAGGCACAGAGAAAGCAUCCUAGCAAGCCAUCUACACGUGCAACAUCCAAACUUGGCAUCCCAGAAACAGUUUCUCCUAGAAAUCGCCAAAAGUUAGCAAAAGAGAAGUUAUCUACCAGCGAAAAAGUUAGUAAAUCUCCCCCAUUAGGAAGAUCAAAGGCACAGCUCUCCCCUUCUGUCAAGCGCAAGAGAGAAGUCAGCCCUCCGGGAGCUCGAACAAGAGGCCAGCAGAGAGUGGACGAAACGCCUCUGAAAAAGGCAAAGCGGUAAUGCUCACCACCCUGGCCCUGGCUUUCUGGAGAAGAGCCCAGUGGAGAGCAGGGAAAGACUCGCCCCAUGGGCUUUUUCUUUUUUAAAAGCAAGAAAAGGAUCUGCAUGUGCUGUAAGUUCGAGGUGCAAGCUUGUUCUGUUAUGUUUCCAACAGCUUUAUAAACCAUUGUCCAUAGACGGUAUUAUGUACAUUCACAUCAGAUAAAGGAAGAUCCGUUUACUUUGUAUCUGAACUAGCAAAGUAGUUGUAUAUUUUAACAGUGCAAAUUGGGGUUUCCCAAUUGUGACAAAUCACUAAUGCAAUCCUUCCAGCCCAUCAGACACCAGGCUGCCCCAUGGGGAUCUGUGUAUAAUAUAUAAACAUGUAAAAAUAGGCUGUAUUUUACUCAAUGUAUGAUGCUAAUCAAUGAACACUUUAUUUAUUUUACAGAGAAAUCUUAUCUGUGAACUUUACUAUAUAUCUGUUUAUUUUAUUUUAUUAUUUUUUU